Molecule: messenger RNA, 5676 nt
Organism: Ictalurus furcatus (blue catfish)
Lineage: Eukaryota; Metazoa; Chordata; Actinopteri; Siluriformes; Ictaluridae
Product: nectin-2
Exons: 7
Coding region: 443-1993 (516 amino acids)
Source: RefSeq, a predicted model, not a curated record
GAUCGAGAUCACGUGACAGCGGACUCCAGUAGCAGCGCGCGUGUGCGAGGGUUCAGUCAGAGCUAGUCCACACGCUGUGGAGCACGCAUAUACACAUCAUUAAGGCGUCAUAUUUCUUCAAAACGACUGUUGAUUUAUUUAUUACUAUUAUUAUUAAUUUUUUUUUAAGAUUGUAUGUUCGCCUUUUGAGGAGCGCGUGGAGGGUUUUUUUUUUAAUCCGACAACAACAAAAAACCCCAACAAGAAAUAAAAGUAGCGGUUGAGGACCAAAGCAGAAAGUCUUUAAGUUUGUGCAGUAAAAGAGACAAACUGUGGAUGUUUUUUUGUUUUUUUUUAAACUCCGUCGUAAGAAGACAUUUUUUUCUGUAGAGUAGGACUUUCUCGUGGGGAACCAGAGACUGUUAGUUGUGUGUGUGUAUUCAACAAGCGGGCUACAGACACCAUGGUGCGGGACUCCGGUUUGUUCUCAGCGCCAGGACUCCUCGGCUCUAUCCUCCUCCUCCUCCUCCUCACAGCCCGAGGCGCAUUGACUCAGAAGGUGAAGGUGGAGCCGGAAGUGGUGUCCUAUCCGGGUCAGACGGUGAUCCUGCGCUGUCAGUUUCCUGACAAAGGCCAGACCCAGCUCACUCAGGUGUCUUGGAUUUUAGAAAAUAGCUCUGGCCCUCGGACCAACAUUGCAGUGUUUCAUCCAACUUUCGGGGUCAAUUACCCAGCAUCCCCAGUGCAAGGGCGGGUGAGUUUCACAAUGGAAUCCCCGUCUCUGGAAAAUCCAACUAUUCAGAUCACAGACAUUGCUCUGACAGAUGAGGGGAAGUAUGUCUGCGAGUACGCUGCGUACCCCACCGGAAACGAAAAGGGGGUAACCUCCCUCGUCAUACUAGCCAAGCCCCAGAACUCGGCCUCACCCAUCACCGUUCCCGCCGGCACUUCUCCCGUCUCCGUAGCGCAGUGUGUGUCGGCCAACGGACGACCCCCGGCAACCCUCACCUGGGUGACUAAUCUGAACGGCAACGGGACAGGACCGGUCCAGACGAGCAACUCGGACAACACGGUGACGGUGCGCAGCGAGUACCUUUUCACGCCCACGGCGGCCGAUAACGGCAAGGAGAUCACCUGCGUGGUGUCACAUCGCACGCUGGCCAAAGCCGAGAGCUUCCCCAUGAAACUGGUGGUCCAAUAUCCUCCUCAGGUGCAGAUUGUAGGAUAUGACAAUAACUGGUAUGUAGGCCGUACAAAUGUGGUGUUGACCUGCCAGUAUCAGGGGAACCCCACUCCACCCACUGUGAACUGGAAGAUGAGCUCAGGCUUUAUGCCAGACUCGGUGGAGGUGGCCCAGAACAAACUGACCGUUCGGAAGGUGGACGACUCUGUAAACACCACGUUUAUCUGCGAGGUGACAAACAGCCUCGGCACCCGCAAGGACCAGGUCACUGUGUUCGUCAGGGAAGCACCCAUGCCUCCCUCCAAUGCGGGUGUGGUAGCGGGCGCAGUCAUCGGCAGCUUCCUGGCCCUCCUAUUGGUCGGUGCCCUCGUUGGCUUCUUGAUAACCCGCAGCCGCCGGCAACAGCAGGGUUACCGAGGCAACAGCAAGGGGAACUCCGCCCCCUAUGACUCAGUGGCGCGCCUCUUCGGCUCCUCGGGCAGCAAGAACGGCACAGGCAAUCACGGCAACAAUAACGCACCCAUCUACAAGGGCGACGUGGGGCUCUCGGAGAAAGCAGGAAAUAUCGGGCUGCACCAGGGGGGCGUGGCCUUGGUGGAAAGCACACCCACGGCGCAGGACAUCCUGCUGAGCGGCGAGCUGGACGAGGCCGAGCGCAGGAAGUUCGACGAGCUGGAGGAUGAGGAUGAGCGUUACGACCAGUUCAGCGGCAGCGGGCCGAUCCUGCAGCUCCGCCCACAUGAGGAGGACCCCGGCACCGCCUACCUGGACGACGACAUGGAGUCGCAGAGAGAUGGCUCGAUUAUCUCCCGGACCGCUGUCUACGUCUGAGAGCGGAUGAAAGGGGAGAUGGAGGAGAGAGAGAGAACAGAGAGGACUAGAGUGGACCUGCUCCCAAAGGAUUUUUUUUUUUUCUUUCAGUUUUAACAUUAUUCAUUUUAUUUCUCAAAUAUUAUUAAAAAAAAAAACACACCAGAGAGAGACUGAAAUGGUGGUUGGAUGGAUGGAUUAAUGAAACGAAUACGGGGCAGAUACAUGAUGGGGGGACUGGACAGAGAGCAGAAACAUAAAUCGGAGGUUUAGACAGUACUUCCUAUUUACAGCAAUGGUUGUCAUGGAGACAAUGUCUGAGAAACCCGAGACUUUAAAUGUGCACACAUCAUUAUCCAAAACAUAUGCAUAUAUAUACACUUACAUGGUCACUCUAUCUCCCUCUCUCACACACACACUCCCUCUCUUUCUCUCUCUCUCUCUCUCUCUCUCACACACACACACACACACACACACACACACACACCAAGGUUAUGUUUGAAUCCAGACUGUACUUUAGUGGAUAUGUAAUCAAGGUUUGGUCAGAAUGAUUCAUUUUAUUCUUCUUCCUCUUAUUAUUAUUCUUUUUCCUUUUAAUUCUGCCAUGGGACUGUGGGGCAAGUCUGAUGAUUCAUUUGGCUAUGACCUUGCUUCUCUCUCUCUCUCUUCCUUUAUCUUUAGCUUUGUCUCUUUAUCUCACUAUCUCCUGUCAGCUAGAUGAUUGGAGGCGGGACUCUGGUCAGACUCUCCAGGUGAAGUGUUCUGUUAUAAGCAGCGCAUCUCACAUGAUUGGACACGCAUCAAAGUCUUCAUUUUGCCCACUGCACUUGCGUGCGUUAGAUGAAGGAAAGCAGCAAUCAAGGCCUUUACUCAACAAACGGCUGUUUUUUUAAAAUAUCACAAGGGGUUUUUUUUUUUUUUUUUGAUGCACGGUUUGAAUGCGCCGGAUAAUAUCAGACAAGCCUGCUAAGUCUUCUGUGCCCUUAUUAAAUUGGCGAAAGCGUCAUAAUAUUAUCACAGUUUGGGAUAUCGUCAUAUUGCAUCAGAGAGACAGUUGCACUGUCUCUUUGCUUUGCUUUUAACCGUCAUUGUCUACUAAAAAGGAUUCGGAUUAAGUUUUUUUUUUUUUUUUUUUUUCUUUCCCCCUCAGAAUACUGCUUUUAAAACAGUCUCCCAUAUGAGGAAAUCUAAAUAAGUCGAAAGGAUAUAAAGGAGCAUGUAAGACGCCCAAAAAGAUGCCUCUUCCUGAACUGAGCACCGAGGUACUGAUAUUUUGAAAACAGCGUUGUGUGUGUGUGUGUUAAAUAUAGAGAUUAAAUCAUUGGGCCGAUUAUCUGCACAUGCCUAAUUGAAACAAAUCACGUUACACAUCUUGCUAAUUGCAGUCUAUUAAUCACUUUUACUUGAGAACAAGUUGUUUAUCUUUCAGCAUUGUGUAGCUGUACUGUCUGACAUCCAACCUCCACUAAAUAGUCUUAUCAUAGGCUGAUUCGCAGAUCAUAGGUUCAACUGGUCGUGUCUGCGAGACGCCAUUUCCUGUUCCUGAUCACUGCCUAAAUCUCUCUCUCUCUCUCUCUCUCUCUCUCUCUCUCUCUCUCUCUUAAUUAGUCCCAUGUGAUACACCUUUAGUGAUUCUCUCCGAUUUGUUCCAGUUAUAGCGCCGCGCGAAUCAAGUGCUCAUCAUUAAUCAUGACCAGCAAGUCGUUUGGGGUGUUCGGUUUUUUUUUGUUGUUUUUUUUUUUUUUAAUGGUUAAUCGACAGCGGACGAAUAUGCGUUCAGUUACUCUGAGCAGGUAGAACCGCUUCCUUACCAGCCUCGAAUAAACCCGAUGCACAUACAGCCUUGACCUUCCGUCUACGUGCAUGGAGAACAUGUAAUUAAUGGAGAAAAUAAUCAUUACCGCUACAUUGAGCUCUAAUCUCUAAUUGUACAAAGCUAAUUAAUCAACUCCAUAUUUAUAAAUGCGCACAUCCUAAUUGGUUGCCAUGGCCGCACGGUUAAAUAUAUCUCUCCUCUCGCAGUCGGGGUUUUGCAUCCCUUUCUUCUAAUCUGUUCUUUUUCAUUUAUCACUUUUUUUUUUUUUUGUCACUUGGUCUGAAGGCGGGCGCUAUUCAUAGAGAGAGGGAGAGAGAGAAAGUGUGAUGAAAUUAAUCAUUGAGAGAGUGAUUGUUUUUGUGUGUGUGUGUGUGUGUGUGUGUGUAUAUAUAUACAUAUAUAUAGAUAUUUUUUGGUGUAAGGUGUCUGCAACAUAUGUACACAGUUUAUUUUUUUUUAAAUGAAGAUGAUGUGAUUUAAAUGUCCAAAUAUCUAUUGUAAAUAGAAAAUAGACGGACCACCGCUUAAGUGUUUCGCCCACAGAUCCGCCGAAACUGCAUGGCACGAAAUGUCAUCGCAACACUAUUCACAAAUAAAUAAAUAAAUACAAACCCCCCCCAACCCCAAAAAAAACAACCAAAAAAACAAAACACAUCUGUUCAAGAGAUACAUCAAUGGGCGGUGUAUUCUCACACACUCUAGUGUACUGUAGACACCUAUUUUUAGUGAGCGGUGAAGUCUCACACACUUAUAAAGACCUAUUUUAGUGAGUGAUGCAGCCUCAUUCACACACAUAUAGAGAGCCACCUGUCCACCUGAUUGUGUGUGUGUGUGUGUGUGUGUGUGUGAUAAACGUGUGAGUCAGCGUGUUGAACUGUAUCUGACUCGAAAGUGGUAAUUUCCUCCAGGGUCUUGGAGACACACACACACAGAGUGUAAACUGGGCUUCAAACAUAGUACACAGUCCUGUAAAUGAUCAUCAUCCCCACUGCCCUUGAAUCUAUAAGAGCGUCCCUCACUGAGCGAGAGUAAGGCAUGCUGGGUAAAGUAGUUUGCGAGCUGGAGUGUCAUUCGACAGCAAGCUCAGGUUCAGUUCAUUCCUCACAAGGCUGCACCUCAGCGCUGCCAAAGGGAAUCGGUGCUCUGCCGCUGUGGGGCUUUAGCGUGCCCGCUGCUAAUUAGCGGAGUACACAUCGACCUUGCGGUGCUCAGGCUCCUCGAGAAGCGGAUCAGCUAAGGACGGCACACUCGGAGAAUACUAAGGAAGGAGGUGUAACCUCUGCGCUAGGAGAGGCGGUUCUUAGCUGAUCAGUUUCAUUUCUACAGCUCUCAAUCCCUUCAUUCAUCACGCCGUCCCCUCGUGUCGUCCACUUCGGUUUGAAGCCCGUGUGAUUUAGACUCGAAGCCUUAAAUGUCACCUGACCUAACCUGUCUCUCUGUACAUAGUAUAAAUAUUAUAAAUAUGAACGUGUGAUGAUGAAGAAAAAUAAGGUUGGAUUAAUUGAUGUCACAUUUGUGUGUGUGUGUGUGUGUGUGUGUGUGUAUACAUACACAUGGGAAGCAUGAAGGAACCUUCUAUUUCCUCAGUUUUGACUGACUUGAUUUAACGGCUUUUAAUUUGUUUUUAAACCAUCUUGUCGGUGCUCGAGCAGUGCUUUAUUGUUGCAUUUUGAAUUUCUGUGCUAUGAUGCUUAGAAUAAUUCAUGAUUCUGCUGUGCCCUGUUGGCCAACAUUUUCUGACACUUUACCAACAUAACUAAACAAUGUCACGUUUUAGGAUUUAUUUUCCAUUUUAGGGUUGCCAGUCUUUGUAAUGUUUUUUUUAUUUUAUUUCGUUUGUAAUUAAAGUAUUAAAAAAACAACAACAACAACAACAACAAGUUCUUAC